UGGGUCUAGUGAUGAGAUGCGAGUCCAGCACGGCACGUAAUUCUGCCGGAAAAAAAAAAGGCCAAACCCAUUGGAACCCACGGCAGGGCCAGCCGCCGAUGAAGUCCACGGAUGCCGACCAACCAGUCGAUAAACCCCGAGCGGAAACCCAAGGCGGCCCCACCCGUCAGCGAGCGAAACCGCGGCGCCGCGACGUGCUGAGACAGGCCGGAGCACGUGGGGCGCAGCGCACUCUCCCUUUCCCUUCCCCCCUCUCCCCUCCGCUCCCCGAUGUGAUUUUCCCCGCCGCCGCUGCCGCCGCGCCGAUCUGAUCCGCAGAAAUGCCUCGUCACCACCACCACGACCCGCCUCCGCCUCCGCCCGCCUGCUGCUCCUGCUGCUGCGGCUGCGACGGCGGCUGCUACCCCGCGCCGACCAGCUACUACUACCCCGUGCCGCCCCCGCCCCCGCCCGCGCCAACCUCCGCCUCCGACCACCUCCUCCACGCCAUCGCGGCCCAUCUCCUCCUCGGCUCCGCGCCCCCGCCCCCGGCCCCGACUCCCCCGCAGCCGCAGACCCAGCCUCCGCCGCCGCCGCCGCCGCCGCCCACCUCCGCGGCGCACCACGCGUACCACUACCAGUACCAGUACCAGUACGAGCAGCCCAAACCCCAUCAGUAUCCGCAGCCGCAGCAGGCCAACCCGUCGGACCACAGCCACGCCGUGCUCCACUCGCUCCUGCGCCGCGUGGCCGCGCUCGAGUCCACCCUCCCGCGCUGCUUCGCCUCGCCGCCCGUGCCGCCCCCGCUCCACCGGAACCCUCGCCACCGCCCCCGCGCGGCCGCGCACCGGGAGGAGGAGGACGACGAGGAGGAGGAGGACGACGACGAGGAUGCACCGGCCUCGCUGCCGCCGCCGCCACGCCGUGCGCGGGCUCCGCCUUCACCAGCGAGGGAGCGGGCGGCGCGGACGAUCCAGGCGCACUUCCGCCGCUUCCUGGCGCGGCGGUCCCGCACGCUGCGCCACCUCAAGGAGCUCGCCGUCCUCCGGUCCAAGGCCGCCGCGCUCCGGGGCUCCCUCUCCGGGCGAGGCAGGGUGGGCGACCCCGCCGCCAUUUCUGAGGCCGCCAUGGCCCUCCUCUUCCAUCUCGACUCGAUCCAGGGCGGUGACCCGAUGAUCCGUGAGGGAAAGCGCGCGGUGAGCCGGGAGCUUACCCGGAUCUUGGAGUUUGUUGAUAAGGUGCUAGUCAAAGAGCAUGGGGAGAUGGCAAUGAAUGGCGAAUUGGAUUGUAAAGACUACCAUGAAGGUUGCAAUGCCGCAUUUGCGGCUAAUCCGUCAGCGAUGAACAAGAAGAAGGUAGGUUUCUGUGGUAAUGGUAAAGUCCAAGAGCUGCAUGAUGAGGCUGAGCAAGAGCAUGGCAGUGAUGCUGAUGAGAGCUCUGAGACCUCGAGCUCUGCUGAAGCUGAGGCGAGGAAGCGCUCAAACAGUAAGAGGGGUGCUCAUGCCAAGCCCGGGCUUGCGGCGCCAAUGCCUGUGUACAUGGAGCCGAGAAGGAUUGACGAGGAGAGGAGAUAACCUGUGGUUCGCAUCCUGCGAUGCAAUUUGAGGUUUAGAAUUAUGUGGAUUGUCAUGGUGUUGUUACAUUCCUACCGUUGUUUUUUCACUGAUAUUUCCUGAGAAGAGUUUAGAACUUUUCAGAUGGUAGAGUUUGUGCUGCAGCUAUGAUCUUUGGAACUAGGAGCCUUAGCCUGCUGUAUGCUCAAAUUCCCUGUGUGUUCAUUGCCUUUGUUGCUGGGUUAUACAAUUGCACUGUUAGCUUUAGCAUCGAUAAUUCUAGCUUGGAUCAUUUUGUGCACUAAAGAUACCCUGCUUGAUGUCAUCAUGUGGGAUCUUGGAUUAAUCUGUCAAUCAUGUCCAUUUUGAUUAAUCGAAAUUCCCUGUGCUGCAGUUUGAACUUCA
This is a messenger RNA of Oryza sativa Japonica Group (Japanese rice), 1937 nucleotides long. RefSeq lists its product as uncharacterized. The record is from RefSeq and is a predicted model, not a curated record. Gene Ontology annotation, cellular component: plasmodesma. Lineage: Eukaryota; Viridiplantae; Streptophyta; Magnoliopsida; Poales; Poaceae. Gene Ontology annotation, molecular function: protein-folding chaperone binding. Gene Ontology annotation, biological process: protein folding.